AGCGUUUUACUCGACGAACCGUCUCUAUGGUUUUGAGCGGCUGUUUAUAAUAGUGAAGUCGAACACAAAUUUUAGGACUGAGUGUUUCUAUGUGAUUCAGGCCGGCUGCGGGCUAGGAGAUGAGCGCCACUCAGGAGUGCCGGCGAUGUUGUGUUUUAGGAUGCCCCAAUGGGAAAACCCCAGCCAAAAUUAGCAUGCACAGAAUUCCAGAUGUGGACCCUACCGGCAGCGAACCAUGUGAUUCGUCAGAAAAAAAGCUACGGAACGAACUCCGAUCGCGAUGGCUGCGUUUGGCGGGGGUUCCCGAGGAUGUAAUUACGCCCGAAACAUCCUUUGUUUGCGCAAGGCAUUUCCCACCAAAUGCGUACCAGCACAUUGACACCGACCAGAAAAAAAUGCGACGGCUGAAGGCUCAUGCCGUUCCAUUAAUGUUCCUGCCAGGUCAGAAAAUAGAAUCAGAGGAAAAAAAAACAUCCGUCGAAAUACCUUCUCUUGCGUUUAGAGCGACAUUAGAUGAGAAAUCAGCGGACGAGGAGCUAAGUAAAAAUAGACAAUCCAGAGAAGACGAAGAUAGAAGUCCUUCAGCCGAAGAGAAUUGUCAGGUGGUUGACGAUGGCGCAGCGGAAGAUUACGUGGAGAAUGAAACCUCCUUUGAUACAACAGUUCUUUCGACAGCAAAUAGCAAUCAUGAGCCAGAGAAGCAUCUCAACAAGAAGGAUAGCGGGAAUUUUGCCUCUAGCUUGCCACCCGUUGUUUCUAAGGGCGACGCUAUCGAGCCCGUUGAAACUAUCGAAUCUGAGGACAGUGCUUCAAAAACAGGUGAUAACACUAAUAUAGGUGCGGAAGUUUUAGACGAUUCUAGUGAACCCGUGCUAUUCGUACACGUGCCUGACGAUAGCACGACGCUGGCGGCGACAACGGCAAAAUCCAGGUCAGUAGAUGGUAUCGGAACAAUUAGUAAUGGGCAUCUUAACCUAGAAGCGGAAGUGGUUAUGGACGAGCCUAAAAACACUAGCGCUACUACCGAAAAUCGUAGAAAGAACGGGGUUAUCGCCUUUACUGAAGAAAUUGAUAAGGAUGCUGAAAUCGAAACAACUAUACAAUUCGCACUUAUAAACGAUGAUAUCGAAAUGGAAGACGAAGUUAUACAGGACGACACUGCGGGAACGAAAAUCGGUCAGACAACCGACGAAGCGGUCAAAGAAAUCUCUCGGCCUAACACAUCUACGGGGGUUAGAUUUAGUCUUAGGAACAAACUUGGACAGUGCAUUGUCGAAGAAACAGAGACAGACAGUCAAGAUUCGACGCGAAGAGAAGUUGCAGCUAUAUUUGGGCAAGAUGGUAGUGAAACAGGACCUGCAAAACAAAACUCGAGGAAGCCUGCCAAAGUUAAGCCCGUAAAUGAUGAGCGAGCUGAAAUUCAACACGAAAAAGAGAUCUCAAUUUCAUCACCAGCAUCGCAAAAAAGCACUGAAAGCUUAGCGGGGUCAUCAGAGUCGGCUACCGACAGCGAAAGAAGAACGUUACGCAGCUCAUUGCUAAAAAGGGCUAGCGAAGGUCUUCUCGAAAAACCCGGACCCAGUAAGAAGAUGGCUCUCGAUGAAAUCAAAACUCAAGCAAGGAUGAAGUACUCACCCCGAAAGGUGGAUCUUGCAAAGGGUGACUCAGCCUCUCCUUCAGCUAGUCCUCCAGUUCUCAUGGGUAGACGGAACCUGCAGAUGUUGCUGAAUAAUUACGGUGAACUUAUCGCUCAGGAUAUCAGUCAAAAACUCGGAAAUUUGGCAAAAGCUCAGACCGUCAUAUUCCACAAAAUGUUCGAGAAAAUCGCGGCUCACGCACUUCUCAUGGAGCAAUUGCAUCGGGAUGUCUCAUGUCGUCUAAACAGUUGUAAAUACGCAAACUCUGUGCGGCACGCCGCGAUUCAGGUUGCUUCAGUACAGCCUUGUGUACCAGCUGCGCCACAUGUUGCCUCUAAUGCACCACAGACUACUCAGAUGGCGCCACCCCAGCAACAAAGCCUAGCUGCUCCAGGGCCAUCUGCAGCACUUGCGCGUCAGCAACAACAACAAAGCCAACAAGUCCAACAGUCGCCGCCAGGUCUGACUGGAGCUGGCGUCGUCCGCCAGGUGGUGCCGCAGUCGUUGCCUAUUGUGGGACGCGGCCGUCCUCGUUUACCACAACCUGGGGCUCGGCAGUCUACACCAAUGCUCAACGCGGCACUCCAGGCACGAUCGCCUUCUACAGCGGCACCUGUAAAACCACAAAUUGACUCCAACGCUGUCAUUGAUCUAACCGAUGACGAACCGGUUCGAGUGGAACCAGCAUCCUCACCUGUUCGAUCCUCCACUUUGUUAGCAACGCGAACACCACAAGUUGCUGGAGUAGUUCGAAGGCCCACACCGGCUACUGCCGCAGCUAUCCCUGUUGGGGGGAUUGUACCGGCCAGUGCUUUACGCGCUGUCGUACCAAACUCAAUUCAGCAGCUACCAAGGGGUCCCGUCACACCUGUACGCGCUGCUACGGUAGUUGGCAGUACGGCACAGGCUAGACUACGAGUGGCUGCACCUGUCGCAAGAGUGCCCACUGCAGUUAUGCGUCCUCGUGGCACAAUGAUAGCUGCAACACAAGUCGUUCAACGGGUACUGCCUCCUUCAACGCAGGUGGCAACGACAGUAUCCGUUUCGCAUGGGGGACAGACGAUAACUUCUCCAAGACAGUCACAACAGCAUGCCACUACAGGGACACUAGUCACAGGAAGCGGGACCACACCUACGGUUCACUUACCCCCCGAUAUCGUUAUGCGACCGAUACAAACGCAACAGGCCCAACAGCCAGUCCAUCAAACAAGUGAAAGCAGUAGCAACGUACAAGGGCGCCGAAGUACGCAGCUCAGAUUAAAGCAUCCUGCGCCGCUUCCACCCACUCCAACGUAUACCGACCAGGGAACACUGAGUACACCGCCAGCACCGAUCAUUCAGCAGAUUAAGAGAACGCAAAAGGGUAUCGUUGUAACAUUCGACGCCAAGAAGCAGCCGGGCGUUCGAUACGCGGAUACAGAGAAGUACCAGGUGUAUUCAUACGUUGAAACCAACGAUCCGCCAUCGACUUCUACGUGGAACAAGGUUGGAGAGGUGGGCUCACUUCGCCUUCCAAUGGCCUGCACAUUCACCCAGUUCAAAGAUGGACAUCGAAUUUUCUUCGCUGUGCGCGGAGUUGACGCGACGGGUAGGCUGGGGUCGUUCAACGAACCGAAAGCUAUUGAUCUCCGCGAAAACGUAAUUAUUCUUUAAAUGGCUUUUGAAAAUGCAACUGAUCCUCCCGCCAGGCAUCAUUUCGUAUCAGUUUUCCUUUGCGUUACCAGUUACUCGCCGUAUGGGAUUUUUUUUAACUCUCGAACUCGAAGCAUCACUCCGAUACCCAAAUGAUUGUAUGCAGCAAAAUCAUCAUGGUUACUGAUCAUGAACAUGAGGAUCGUAAGAACUCAAGCAGACCUACUAAAGCCAGUAAUGCAAAAGAACUAGAAAAAAACACGACCGGAGGAAACCCACUUUUGGUAUGUUUUUGACAGUAUAAUUCGCCUUUUCAUCAACAGCAACAUCUGUAUAGCUGUUGUAGUUCAUUUAUGACCCAGGAUUGUAUAAAUGUCAUGGGUGUGUGUAUAUUUGAAGACAUCGUGAAAGUCAUUGGCGUUGACAGAAUUAAGUGUGUCGUAUAGGUACGAAGUUUACGUUGGCUUGUUAGAAAUGGGUUAAGAUGGGACUUGUGGGUGCCUGAAUCGUCGUCGUCUCAAUAGACAAAUAAUCCUAUAUUCUAGUGAACGAUACGAAACCUCUUUAAUCAAUAGUAGCAAUGUAUUUGUGUAAUAAUAGAAAUAAAAAGUUAUGGCCGUUUAUGAAAGCGGCCGAUAGUUAUGGCUUGUGGGUCAGAGAAAAGCCAUUGUUAGAGAUUUACCGAGUAAGUAUUCGGGUUAGGGGGCUAGAUGGGCGUGUACAGUAAAUUCAAAGGGCUUAUUAACAAGAAAUGGUUUAGGUAAAACUUUCAGCUACUAGUGUAAUUCCUGAAACUUAGUGCCACGAAAAGAAUUUUGCUAAGCACCCCUUUUCCCUUAAAGAAAUCCCUUAAGCAUGACAUCGAUCGUUAUAUGUAUAACUAAAUUGAAUAAUUUCGAACAGUCGAGAACUGCCUAUAUGCCAGGUUGUCCAGAUUUAACUAACGGAUUGCAGGGAUGUGUCAUCAGAAGAACGGAUAUUAUGGGUACAUGAAACUAAAUAGAGGAGAACUUAAUUUACCCUUGUACGUCCAAAGCGUUUAUCCGUCGUGCAAGAAUAGGGCCAAGUCUUUGCAUCAGGCCAUGUAGUAUAAAUAUGUACAUUGCAGUGGAACAACGGGUGGACAACACCCCGAAGGAAAAAUAGAAUCAAGAAAAAGACCAAAUGAAAUAGGCUGUAGUAGUAGUACUGUGGCCUCAAAAUUCGGUAGCAGCAAUGCUCAAAUUUCAUAUAGAUCGCCAUGGCAACCCAAUGGAAAUACUACCACUGAAAAUAACAGUGAGUCCCAUCAGUCACUUGCUAGCUUCAAUCCUGAUAGGAACUAGAUUAUUAGAAAUAUUAAAUUAUUAUGUAUUAAAACAUACGUAUAUAUAAACAUAUAAUCAGUGGUUUAUUACAAUAAACGCAAUGUAAUAUAAUGAUGGUGAUGUCAGUGAGUAUUUUGGAAAAAAUUGACACCGCCCUGUUUCGCAAUUAAGGAAAAAAAUUUAUUCAAGAAACAACAGACUUUGCAACCAAACAAUGUUAAGUUGCUUUCAUUUUCAAAAAUCAGUAAAUUGUAAAGUCGAUUUAUGAGUAAAUACAGGCGUACUCUUUCAUUCAGACACGUUCAUAAAUAAUUAACUGAAUUUAAAAAAAUGCGAAACCGAAACAUAGCUGAAGAUUUGUACAAAAUAAAAAUAUAUUUGUUCCUCAAGGCGA
Varroa destructor (honeybee mite) is the source of this 4970-nucleotide messenger RNA. RefSeq names its product Fibronectin-III type domain-containing protein windei (gene wde). NCBI's taxonomy places the organism in Eukaryota, Metazoa, Arthropoda, Arachnida, Mesostigmata, Varroidae. Gene Ontology annotation, molecular function: protein binding; transcription coregulator activity. The record is from RefSeq and is a predicted model, not a curated record. Gene Ontology annotation, cellular component: nucleus; transcription regulator complex. Gene Ontology annotation, biological process: regulation of DNA-templated transcription.